AUGGCGCUGCAUGCCAACGACUCCGAUGAUUACAUGCCCGAUUCCGAGUCCUCGGACUAUAACGAAGAGGAUGACGAGCGACCAAAUCGCUGGGCGGGACCCCCAUCCACCUGGCAGCAGCUGAACAGCGCAGAAAUCGACACGCUCACCGCGCUCCACGAGAUCCGCAACCAGGACCUCUCGGUCCAUCUAUACAAUGCAUUCGCGCUCAAGCAGCGACACAGGAGACCACAGGACGGUACUCAGGGACCGGUGCCUGAGCAGGACAUCAACAAAGCGACUGGACUGCCUAUCGCCCAGGACGCAUGGGUGCCGCCGAAAUCAUGGACCGCCUGGCCGAUGCGCUUGAAUAAGGUCCCGCCGCCAGAGUUCAUGAAGAGGGCAGAUGGCGCCGACGAGCAGUUCACCUUCCGAAAGGCUGUGCGAGAUGUUCCUAGCACUGCUCUGGAGGAGACCAUCUCGGCUGCUGUCCUGAGGUCUGCUAAAGAGAGAUUCAAUGUCCGUCCGUGGGUUGAAGCGGACGGAGUGGACUCUGAAUCGGGGGGCAGUGAUGAUGGAGGUUCGGAUACGGAGACAGUGCCUGCAUCUAGCCGUGCAAGGUCCCGAUCAAAAUCCAAAUCUAAGUCCAAGUCCAUCAAGCCCGAGAGCGUGAGCGAGAGCGAGAAUAAGAACAGGAUGGACAUAGACGAGUCCGGCGGCGAGGCACCACACGUCUACGCGCCGCCUAAGAAGCGGCGCCUGAAGCCCACCGUCGCGACCGACGACGACCUCUCCUACGCCCUCCUGCGUCCCUCGGUGCGACACAUAAUGUCCAAGCUGGACACGACGCUCAUGGUCCUGCACAACGCGCAGGAGUCAGCGCUGCAGUACCAGUCUGAUUCCGCCGAGUCGGACGCGUCGGAUACCUCGCAGCGCAGCGGACAGUCCAGAGACCGCUCGCGGCCCUCGGGACGCAAGCGAGGCCGGCCGCCGAAGUCAGGCGAGCCGUCGCAGAUGAGGGAGUCGGCGCCACCGCCCGAACCCGAACCGUCUGCUGAUGGCGCGAAGAAGAAGAAGAGGCAGGGGAGACCGAAGAAGUAUUAUCCCAAGCUCGAGGGCGAGACCGAUAGAGAGUAUACCAUCCGCGUCGCCAGACUACGGAAGGAACCGGUGCCUUUCUUUGCAGAUACCGAACCACAAGCUGGAGCUGAGUCGAGUCCAGCGCCGGUAUCAGCGCCGGACUCCGGCGUCGAACCUGGACGAGAAGACAGUCCUGGAGAGGAUAGUGCUUCUGCCCCCAAGCCACAGAAGACGAGACGCAAUGCGAAAAAAGUCCAGUCAGUCGAAGACCCGGACAGAGAAGAAGCCGCCCCAGCGAACCCGAACCCAGUCAAGCCCCGCCUGGGCCUCAGAGACUGGACCGACGUCCUCGGCGCCGCGGCCCUAGCCGGAUUCUCCCCGGGGGCGCUCGACCGCGCCGCCCGCCGGUGCGCCGACAUAUUCCAGCAGAUCAUGGUCCUGCAGACCCUCGUCGAAGAAGCACCACCGCCAUCCCACCAUAGCCAAAACCAUCACCACGCACCGCAAGCACAACGCAUUACGCGGUACGAGCCGGGCAUGGCGUCGGUGCCGCUUCUCGGUCGGGAAGACGAAGACGACGAGGAAGAAGAAGAAGUUAGAUAUGCCCGAAACGCGCUCCGGCGGUCCCAGUCCCGCUCGCGCGCCCUGAGCGCGGAGCCUCCUAAGUCCGAAGACGAAUCUCGCGGCCGCGGCCGCUCCGUCUCGGGCAGCAGCAGAUCACGCUCCGCGUCCAUAACCAACACCUCCUACUUCUGCGCCUUCCGGGACUGUCCGCGCGCGGUAGACGCGUUCGCGCGGAAGACCAACCUGGUGCGGCAUAUGAAGCUUGUGCAUGGUUACGAAGAGGGGACCUCUAUCCAGGGAGACAUGGGAGACAUGGGCAUGAUGGGUAUGAUGGGGAUGGGGCUGGACGAGGUGGAUAGCGAGGACGAGAUGUAUGGCGCUGUCCAUGUGGAUGGCUUCCUCAGGCCGAUUCGGGUGAGGCAGGGCUGGCGGGCGGGGGAUGUGGCGGAGGAGCCAAGAAGCAGGCGGAGACGGGCAGGACGGGGAAGGGUGAGGAGGGGGUCCGGGAGUAGUGAUUUGGACACGGGGCGGGAGGGAUCUGGAUUUAAAUGA
Messenger RNA from Anthostomella pinea, 2175 nucleotides. NCBI's taxonomy places the organism in Eukaryota, Fungi, Ascomycota, Sordariomycetes, Xylariales, Xylariaceae. The record is from the annotation of a GenBank genome assembly.